AUGUCUGAAAGCCUGGGAGAGGGGAAGUCACACGAAGAUGGAGAGGCUGAUAUAUGGAAGGGGCUGUCCGACAAGGCCGAGCGGAGGAAACGGCAGAACCGAUUGCACCAGCGGGCAUGGCGACGCCGCAAGACUCUGGAGGCAUCCGAGGCGGCUCUGGCAGCAUCAAAUGAGGGGAAGGCGUCGUCCGGCUUUUGGGUCCUCAAACCUGUAGUCCAAACCCAUUCAGAGCAGGAACAGCAAUUGCAGCUCUACAAAGAGGGAGUGCAGCAACCGGCGGCAUACUUUGUGUUGACGCCUCGGCCAACUGUAUCGUCUUCGCCCUCGGGCUCGUCGUCACCGCCCAGCUAUUUGUCUGGCCGUGUGAAGCUUAUACCUCCGCUCCUGCAGUAUGUGUCGAACGGCAGCUCAGCGACCGGAUCAAAUUCCUCCAUGUCGUCUCCUGUCAGCCUCCAGCCAAACCCGAACCUCCACAUGUUCAUCCUCCCUGCCGCCUUUGUCCACUUCCCACUCUCGCUCGACCACCGCCUCCUCACCCUUAUCCAGUACAAUGUCCUCCGCGCCACACUCACCAACAUGGCCAUCCUCGCCAUCCUGCACUCCGCCAUGGACGCCGACUGUGGUCUCGACCAGAUACUUGACCACAUCCACCCCCCGCUGCCCGCCCCGGCCACCUCACCAGACGAUCUCCCGGUUUCUCUUCGGCCCACACCGCUUCAGCGCCGCAUCUUCCAUGACCAAGAACCGCGACGGCCAGACAUGCUGUGGAUCAGCAGCGUACCUUCGCCCGCCAUGCGUGAUAAUCUGCUACGGACAUACGGCCAGUGGGAUCCAGACGACUUGUGCUGUGAUCUGCUCGGCGGACUCUACGAGGGAUUUGAUGACGUCGAGCGCCGUGGCAUCAUAGUAUGGUCGGAUCCCUGGCUGCCUGAUAGUUGGGAGGUGACGCCCGGGUUUGCGAAGAAGUGGCCGUUCUUGUUGACGGGAUGUGAUGAACUGAUGGCAGCAACCGACCGGUGGCGGGCAGGGCGCGGAGAGGAGCCGCUGGCGAUUGACUGGGGGAAGGAGUGA
Messenger RNA from Sporothrix schenckii 1099-18, 1071 nucleotides. RefSeq lists its product as uncharacterized. The transcript has 3 exons. The record is from RefSeq and is a predicted model, not a curated record. The coding region runs from base 1 to 1071 and encodes 356 amino acids. Lineage: Eukaryota; Fungi; Ascomycota; Sordariomycetes; Ophiostomatales; Ophiostomataceae.